Messenger RNA from Dicentrarchus labrax (European seabass), 3707 nucleotides. RefSeq lists its product as uncharacterized. NCBI's taxonomy places the organism in Eukaryota, Metazoa, Chordata, Actinopteri, Moronidae. The coding region runs from base 688 to 1701 and encodes 337 amino acids. The transcript has 2 exons. Gene Ontology annotation, molecular function: zinc ion binding; nucleic acid binding. The record is from RefSeq and is a predicted model, not a curated record.
CCUCCCCUUCCUAACACAAGAUGCCAGGUCCUUUUGUGUUUUGUAGAUUGUGAUGUCUGGACUUGGCUUUGCACCUGAAUGCAAGAUCCUGUAGGACACCUCAUAUGUAAAACACACCAGCAGGGGGUCGGCCCUGAUGUCUGCAGUGGGCAGAGGGGUGGGAAAGCACUUCCUGGAAGGCCAGACCCCUACAGCAGACAAAGGGGUGUGAAAGAGGUGGUCCUCAGGUAUAAAUGUUUAGCUAUCCCCAUGUUCGGGGUCCUUCUUCAUCUUUGACCGCUCGUGUGUUGAUUGACCUUUUCUUUGCAAAGAAAAUAAACUUGUCGGCCGGCAGAAGUUCUCUAUUUCAUUCUUCACCAGCAGCAGAGAAAUUUCCACAACGAUUUGGUGUCGAAGUGGGAUCCCUCGAGCGAUCGUCUGGGACGGGACACGGACAGUGACAGGCCAUCCUGGAAGAAAAACUUUUCAGCCUCCAACCUCAAAAUCCUCUUCUGAGAAGGGAGGACUGACCGCAAACGUCCCAGAUCGUCGCCGCUGGGAUUUCCACAAACGCAAUUCGACGAAAUUCAUCUGUUGGCGGUUUUGAAGCUGGAUCCAGACCUUGACGGCAACCCACCUAUUCAUCCUUCAGCUCCACCACCAUACAACACAGUGACACCCAGCAAAAGAAGGGAAGCAGACUCCGCCAUGCCACAACAGAAAACAAGUUCAGGAGCAGCUCACUGUGCCCCUGAUGUGUCCGUUCCACCACAAAACCCUACAACCAACCCCCCUUCUCCAAUCGCACAUAGACUGCGUCAUCCAAAUCAAGAUGCAGCCUUCAACAUGCCCAUGGUUGAAGUAUCUGGACUAGAAGGUGCAACGUUGGUUUUCCGUCCAUGGACUUCUGCUGACAUCACAGCAGCCUCACAACAUCUGCCCAACCCCACAACAUCAGGUAAAAUGUUUGCUGAGCAAUUCGCCACAUUUUGCCAAGAAUUCAAACCCACCAUAAAUGAACUAAAAAGACUCCUGAUCACCAAGAUGAAACCCACAGAUUGGCAAAAAAUAGCUGAAAGAUUCCCACAUGCUGACAUCCGUUGUAAGCACAUCACCUGGGAACAUGAGUCUAAUGCCCAUUAUAGAGAUGUUGUCCGCCUUCUCUGUGAUGCAUUCACUCAAGCUUUUCCUGUAAAAGUUAACAUGGAGAAAAUCACUGCCUGCAAGCAGAAGGAUGAUGAAAACCCUGAUGAAUAUCUCACUCGCCUGACAGAGGUAUUCAACACCUACAGUGGCCUUCAACCACCUGAUGGAUUAAAUAAUAUUCCAGAUGUGUGGGAAAUUCAUCUUUGUAACUGUUUCUUAAAAGGACUAAAACCAAACACUGCCUCCGCUGUUAAAACUUCCUGCAUUGGAUGGGAUGAUGCACGUCUGUCCGAACUUCGCAGACACGCCAUACAUGCCCAUGACCAAAUACUCACAAAGAAAAAGAAAAAUGAAGAAACAACAGAGAAAGAGCUUCACAUGGCAGCAAUAACCAUGUAUAACACAAUCCGAGAACAUGGACAAUCAUAUCAUACACAUAGAGGAAAAGAUAACCGACACAGGCACUGGAAAGAUAAAAUUGCAAAGGAUGUUUGUUUCCUUUGUGGUCAACAUGGACAUUGGAAACGCGAGUGUCCCAAAAAUACCUCAUCGACCCCGGUGGACAAGUCGGACUGAAAAUGGGACAGGGUUGUCGGAGAGGGAUGGACUCCUGCUGACAAGCCAAACCAACUUGUGAGAUCGACAGAAGGUACUGCACCACACUCACACACACAUACUGAGCAGAUUAAUACACAAUCUAUAGAGAAUUCAGACAACAGAUAUACAAUUGCUCUAACAUAUGUUCAGUACACAUCUGAUCAUUUCAAGAGGUUUCCACAACAUACAUUGACCAUUGCAGAACAAAAUGUUGCAUUCUUAGUUGACUCAGGAGCCACACAUUCUGUGAUAAAAGCUUUAGAACUCACUACAAAACCAAAAAUGAGUGGAGAUUAUGUGUACUCUGUUGGUUCAUCAGGUCAAACAAUUAGAGAGAACAUUACUGUCCCACUCAAAUGUGCGGAUGGGCCAGAUAUAAGCUUCAAACAUGCAUUCUUGCUCUCAAAAGUCUGUCCCAUUAACCUGAUGGGCAGGGACUUGAUGUGCAAAUUAGGCCUUUGUCUGAUCUCAACCCCAGAAGGUGUCAAAGUUCACAGACUAUCCGAUCUGGAGCCACAUUUUUCACACUCUUUUGUUCACCACAUCCCAGAACUACAAUAUGCAUAUCUAUGGAAAUUGCAACCAUCAACUGCCUCUGAGCUUGUUACUUUAGCUAGAAAAACAGUUUUAACAGCUACAAUAGAUUUCAUGACACCAGAGGAUCUGCAUUGUACCUCUCAUGUGUCACCAGGACCUAAUGAGCCAUAUGAGGAAGGUUGGUUGGAGAGAGAUUCGAUAAACUCACACUGUCACACAUUUAUUGGACACAACAUAAAUGCGCUAUAUCAGUCUCUCUUACACCAGCUCAAUAUGAAGUGUACACCAUAGACCAUUCAGUCCCACACAUCACACUUGCAAAACACACAUCAGAUAAUUGGGAAGAUUUGGGACCUUUUAUAAAAUCAUGUCAGUGCGCAGCCGAUUGGCAAGAAACAUCUGAUCGAUCUAUUUUUUUUCACCAACACUGCAGUGUUACUCUAAGAGUUUACCAUUUUUUGUGCACACUCAAAGAACAAUCCAGCUGGUACCUAAAAGCACUUUUAAAUCUUUUUCCUUUUUGUCCGAAGAACAAGCAGCAGCUAUUACAGCCCUACAGGAGGUCCCUAAGACACUGUGGGCUGUUAGUAAGUAUGAUGUUGGCCUCAUCAAAGACUGUGAACCUGUUGUCAUUACUAACAUCACUGUAAAAAGAUGCAAUGUUUUAAACCCUGCUACUCUCUUUCCCACACCUGACGAUGGACAAGAACAUAACUGUGUUGCUGUCCUCCAACAGAUCUGCUCCCCAAGACCGGAUCUACAAGAAACUCCAUUAACUAACCCUGAUUUGGUUGUUUUUGUAGAUGGAUCCGCUUCCCGCGACCCAAAAACUGGUCGCAACAGAGUUGGAUUUGCUGUUGUCACUAAUCAUGAAACUCUUGCCUCAGGUUCACUCCCCUCUCACUAUUCUGUACAAGCAGCAGAACUCACAGCAUUGACAGAGGCAUGCAAGCUGGCAAGCAACAAGACUGUAACUAUCUACACCGACUCUAGAUAUGCUUUUGGUGUUGUACAUGAUUUUGGUACUCUGUGGAAACACAGACAAUUCUUAAAAUCUGACGGAAAACCCAUUCUUCAUCAUGACAAGGUUGCAGCUCUUCUAGAUGCCAUUUUGCUCCCAACCUCAAUUGCUGUUUGUAAAUGCCUUGCCCAUACUAACAACUCAGAUUCUGUCUCUCUAGGGAACGCAAGAGCUGAUACUGCUGCAAAAGAGCUGCACUCCAACCCACCAUCCUUGAUCCUUUGUUUGUCUCAACUCCGGUCUCUAUUCCAAGUUCUCUUACAGCGAUGCAGUCCUUUGCCACACCACAAGAAAAGACGCUGUGGAGACGCUGCGGUGCCACACAGGAAGAAGCAGUGUGGCGGGGACCCGAUAACAAACCCUGCCUGCCCAAACAUUUCUUUCCUCACUUUGCAAAAUUGACACAUGGAUUGGACCAUGUGUCAAA